AUGCUGAAAGUUGAAGAGGGAAAAAAGCUUGUCAAGGAAUUGAAGAAAAAUCUAGACCAGGUGGUCGCAGCAUCAUCAUCGAAACCGAAAAGGGCGGCAUUUGGAGAGCGUCCCGUUAAUCAGCUAACAUUCGAUCUGUCUUGCAUCGAAGCUGAGGACUCGUCUAAUGAAGACUUUGGAUCUACUAACCUCACUGGAGUUUAUCGAGCGUUUGCACCUGUGUUACCUUCUCCGUCUAAUGCCAAAUACCAGGCCAGAGCCGAGCGUUUUGUUAUCACGCAGCAAGUACAAGGACAGCUUUUUGUGAAGAGUUCUGCUCCUUGUGGUCCAGUGUUUAUCGAAAUGCCCUCUGCCACGCCCAGUGAAAAGUACGCUGUGGAUAAAGCCUCAAAUGUUAUCGAUGUGGAAUGUGAACGAAUGGCACAAUUUGCCACACAAUGUCGUGAGGCCAAUCCAGAGAUAUCUGAAUGGUCGACUCCGGUUCCUGGCUCUUCGGGUUCCGAUUUUGUAUAUGGACAAAUAGUGCGGAGUAUAUCUGAAGAUGUUCCGUUGAGUGACCGAACCGCAUCGCUUUUGAUGGACGAUGAGCGUGGUACGGUGAUACAGCUCGAUCUUAGUCGACUUCCGGAAAUUGGUAUUUAUCCUGGACAGUUGGUGGCUUUGCUUGGCUCAUUUGAAGGCGGAGAUCAUUUCAUAGCAACUCGUCAGUUUCAUCCUAAACCUCUGCCGCUGUCACCUUUGGAAAGACCUACUGUCGAUGAGAAUCUUCGGGUGUGGUGCGCCAGCGGUCCCUUCACAACUUCGGAGAAUUGCUCAUACGAACCUCUUCGCGAUUUGCUGGAAAUAGUAACCAAAGAGCAACCGCACGUACUGAUUUUGAUGGGGCCGUUAGUGGAAAGCAAGAACGCGUUCAUGCAACGUAAAGAGUUUCCGGAGAAAUAUCAGAGUGUUAUGGAUCAGCUCAUGAGAAAUAUUGCAAAAUGUCUUGAAGGCUGCCGGACGGAAGUAAUUGUGCAACCCGCACCCUUUCGUGACGCAUGCUGUGACCCCAUAUUUCCCACUCCUCCGUUUAAGUUCAGCUCCGAUAUUAGCAAAAAGAUGGGACGUCGCCUUCACUGCGCCCCUGAACCGUGUGUGGCUCGCAUCAAUGGAGUCGAAGUGGCGUUUACUAGUAGCGAGGUGAUCGUACAUCUUAGCAAGAACGAAUGGCACCGAUCACCAAAUCAAGAAAAUCAGGAUAGAAUCACCCGGCUCAAUUCUCAUCUACUAGAUCAGCGCUCGUUGUAUCCCCUUUCUCCUCCUGCAAUACCCAGCUCUGUAGAAGAGUUGACGAAGCUUUGUAGUCUGCGAACUGCUCCACACGUUAUUAUUUGUUCGUCAGUUCUCGCUGCUAGCAUAAAGAACAUAAACAACACUAUUGUUGCGAAUCCUGGAAUUACGGCACGAGGAGGCAGUGGAACAUUCCUAAAAUGUGAAUUCUCUACGUCUGUAGCACAAGACGCCUCAAACUUACCUGAUUGUUCAAGAUUUGAAAUUGUCAAGUUAUAA
This is a messenger RNA of Ostertagia ostertagi, 1548 nucleotides long. The record is from the annotation of a GenBank genome assembly. Lineage: Eukaryota; Metazoa; Nematoda; Chromadorea; Rhabditida; Trichostrongylidae.